UAGAGAGGGGGACUCUUGGGUUUAGGGGAAGCAGGCAUGUGGACGAGUGGGGGACACACCAAAACUCAACCCUCUUGAAAUAAUUGAGUUUGUGACAGAAAAGAGAGAAAAAGUAAGGCAAAGUCCUUAUAAAAAAAUAUACUAAAAUCUCAAAAGCCUUUGCUUCUCUCACCACUUCUUGCAUUUUGGGACUCCUCUACUGUGUUGUUGUUGUUGUUCUGUUCAGUGUUUGUGUGUGAUUUUAAAGACUAGAUAAAGUCACUAGCAAGAGUAAAAGGACAGGAAACCAAAAACUGAUGCUACCCUUUACUUCUUAGUCACAGCUUAAUUUGUCAUCAUCUUGGUCCUUCUUUCUUUCUCUCUUUCUUCCUCUCAAGGGAUUAGUGCUAGUGAAGGUGAAGAAGAAGAUGCCUAGACCAGGACCAAGACCUUAUGAAUGUGUUAGGAGAGCUUGGCACAGUGAUAGACACCAACCCAUCAGAGGUUCUCUGAUUCAAGAAAUUUUCCGACUUGUUAAUGAGGCUCAUAGCUCAACAACUAAGAAGAACAAGGAAUGGCAAGAGAAGCUCCCAGUUGUUGUCCUGAAAGCAGAAGAAAUUAUGUACUCGAAAGCCAAUUCUGAGGCUGAAUACAUGGAGCUUAAGACACUUUGGGACAGAACAAAUGAUGCCAUUAAUACCAUAAUUCGGCGUGAUGAGAGUACGGAAAUUGGAGAGCUUCUUCAACCUUGCAUUGAAGCUGCCCUUAAUUUGGGCUGCACACCGAGAAGAGCCUCAAGGAGCCAACGGAAUUGCAAUCCGAGCUUUUACCUUAGUCCUAGCACUCAGGAACCAAACACUUUGUCCUCUGGUUCUGUGCACAGUGCCAUUCAGGCUAAUCGUACAUCCAACUCGCAUGUCCUACCUAAUUAUUCAAGCAUGGUAAAACCCAUAAUCAUGAAUUCCACCCCUCCAGGCUCAGAAUCACAAGACUUUGUUGGCCAAAGCAAUGGCACUUCUAACAGAUUUCUUUUUAUAGAUGAUAGCAUUCCUCUAUCUAACGCUAACCAAUGUUUACCCUUGGGAAAUUACCGUAUACCAAGCUUGUGCUCGGUUUACCCUUUAUACUAUGGUUGUUGCCUAGAACCACAGCGAGGUUGUGGAGCUCUUCCUAAGACUUUUCCUGGCACCAUGGAGCCUGUCAAGGUGGCUGUUAUGCAAAACUUCUUCCCUUGUAACGAGGACACUCCUGUUAAAACCUGCCAUGCUGAUCACAAGGACAGUCCUUUGCAACCACAAGAAAUUGGGUGCGAUCUAUCAUUGAGGUUGGGUUCUCUCCCGGCUCCAAUGCUGAGUGUGAAGACCAAGCAACUCAAAGAUGCCAAAGACGGUGGUCAUGAUUGUUCUCAAGAGGGGGGUAAGGUUGAUGAUUGGAUGCCCCAAGUGGACAAGGAGUUACCUUUCUUCACUAGGGUCAAUGUGGCUGACCCGUUAGUUUCACAUUCAAGCAAAUCGAGGGAACAUGUAAAUAUAGAUGAGACAAAGAAAAAACGCAAGGCGGUAUUGGAUCACCAUGUUGAGGAUCAAUUUUGCUGGCAGCCAAAGCUUCAUUGUAAUCAGUUAACUUGCAGAAUGAAAAGUGCCGGUUCGUAGGUUGACUGUCACCUGGUACGUUGCUUGAAACUCAUGAUAUGCCUUUGUAAGAAAAUCUUGCUGGGGCUCUUUUUGGCAAUGUAGUGUUUGUUAUUUUUGUUUGACAAUGAUGAGUUGCUAGCUGCGGUGAUGUAAGAAUGUUAGAUGUAAAUAUUGAUCCAGUUUACAUUAGAACUAACAGCA
Messenger RNA from Populus trichocarpa (black cottonwood), 1814 nucleotides. RefSeq lists its product as uncharacterized. Lineage: Eukaryota; Viridiplantae; Streptophyta; Magnoliopsida; Malpighiales; Salicaceae. The transcript has 4 exons. Gene Ontology annotation, molecular function: transcription coregulator activity. Bases 408 to 1631 code for a protein of 407 amino acids. Gene Ontology annotation, biological process: regulation of DNA-templated transcription. The record is from RefSeq and is a predicted model, not a curated record.